Juglans microcarpa x Juglans regia is the source of this 982-nucleotide messenger RNA. Its product is annotated as dirigent protein 25. The transcript has a single exon. The coding region runs from base 47 to 982 and encodes 311 amino acids. NCBI's taxonomy places the organism in Eukaryota, Viridiplantae, Streptophyta, Magnoliopsida, Fagales, Juglandaceae. The record is from RefSeq and is a predicted model, not a curated record.
UCAUCAAAUCUUCCUAAAUUAGCUCCUCAUAUCCCUUACAAAACUCAUGGCAACCUCUCAACACAUCAAAAUUCCACUCAAGAUGAUCAAGAGCUUAUUCUGGCUACUCGUUUUAGUUCUUACAGUCACAUACCCUGCAUCUGCUCGAAUCCUCGAUGAGGACACCGUUGUUCCGGCCACCACACCGGAGCAACCAGAUUCAGCUGAAACUGCAACUGUUUCCGGCGUACCUCCUGUGGUAACCGGCAAUCCAACUGCAGCAACUAGUACUACUGCCACAGCUGCCGGCACAGAUGACCACCAUUUGUCAUUCUUCAUGCACGAAAUCCUCGGUGGUUCGAAUCCCUCAGCCAAAGCCGUGACUGGGGUUGUCACCAAUCCAGCAGUCAACGGUCAAGUCCCCUUCGCCAAGCCAAACGGUGCAGUCAUCCCAGUUAAUAAUGGCGUUCUGGACCAAAACAACAACAACAACAAUGGAGUUUUGAACAACAACAACAUUCCCUUUCUCACCGGCCUCGGAGGAAAUAUUCCCAACGUGAUCCAAAACAAUGGGAACAAUAAUAACCUGAUCAACGGAAUUCCGACCGUGAAUGGCGCUCAGCUCCCUGCAGGAAUGACCCUUCAGAAAGUUAUGUUCGGGACACUGACUAUCUUUGACGAUGAACUGACCGAAGGGCAUGAACUUGGGUCAGGUUUGGUUGGGAAGGCACAAGGGUUUUACGUAGCCAGUUCAGAAGAUGGAACAAGCCAAACCCUGGCUUUCACCGCCAUGUUUGAGAGUGGUGGUUAUUCUGAUACCCUCAGUUUCUUUGGUGUUCAUCGGACUGCUGUCUCGGAAUCGCAUCUUGCAGUCAUGGGAGGCACCGGAAAGUAUGUCAAUGCUAUGGGUUAUGCCACGUUAAAGACGUUUCCGGCGACAAACCAGCAUGACAGUGAUGGAGUCGAGACUCUGCUGCAGAUUACUGUGUAUCUUACUUACUAG